Messenger RNA from Prionailurus viverrinus (fishing cat), 2016 nucleotides. It is a transcript of the gene MPI, whose product is annotated as mannose phosphate isomerase. Gene Ontology annotation, biological process: carbohydrate metabolic process; GDP-mannose biosynthetic process. Gene Ontology annotation, molecular function: zinc ion binding; mannose-6-phosphate isomerase activity. Lineage: Eukaryota; Metazoa; Chordata; Mammalia; Carnivora; Felidae. The record is from RefSeq and is a predicted model, not a curated record. Gene Ontology annotation, cellular component: cytosol. The transcript has 8 exons. Bases 263 to 1522 code for a protein of 419 amino acids.
UACCGCGAGGAUGGCAGUUCAGCAAGGUUCCUCCCGCUUCCUCCUCGUCACCUCAGCGCAUCUACCUGACUCAUGUCCGCGGAAAAGCCUUACUGCCCGCUUUACAGAUGGGAACAUCGAGGCCUGCGGAGAAGGGUCUCAACUAACGACCUACAAACCCCUUAUAUGACUGUCCCCCAGACAAAACCCUCAGCUCGUGUCUAGUUUCCCCAAGACAGUAGGGUCAGGCCUCAGGAGUGGGGUGGAAGCUGACCCACUCUCUAUGCCCCCAGUAUUCCCCCUUUCCGGUGUGGUGCAGCAGUAUGCCUGGGGGAAGACAGGUUCUAACAGUGAAGUGGCUCGGCUGCUGGCCAGCAGUGACCCGCUGGCCCAGAUCUCAGAGGACAAGCCAUAUGCAGAGUUGUGGAUGGGGUGCCAUCCCCGGGGAGAUGCCAAGAUCCUUGACAAUCGCAUCUCACAGAAGACCCUAGGCCAGUGGAUCGCUGAGAACCAGGACUGCUUGGGCUCAAAGGUCAAGGACACCUUUAAUGGCAAGCUGCCCUUCCUCUUCAAAGUGCUCUCGGUUGAAACUGCCCUGUCCAUCCAGGCACACCCUAACAAGGAGCUGGCAGAGAAAUUGCACCUCCAGGCUCCACAGCACUACCCCGAUGCCAACCAUAAGCCAGAGAUAGCCAUUGCCCUCACCUCCUUCCAGGGUUUAUGUGGCUUCCGGCCAGUUGAGGAAAUUGUGACAUUUCUGACAAAGGUGCCCGAGUUCCAGUUUCUUAUUGGAGAUAAUGCAGCAACACAGCUGAAGCAGAGCCUGAGCAGUGACUCCCAGUGUGUGGCCUCUGCUCUGCAGAGCUGUUUCUCCCACCUGAUGAAGAGCGAGAAGAAGGUGGUGAUGGAGCAGCUCAACCUGUUGGUGAAGCGGAUCUCCCAGCAAGUGGCUGCUGGAAACAACAUGGAGGACAUCAAUGGGGAGCUCUUGCUGCAGCUGCAUCAGCAGUAUCCAGGUGAUAUUGGAUGCUUUGCCAUCUACUUCCUGAACCUGCUUACCCUGAAGCCAGGAGAGGCCAUGUUUCUGGAGGCCAAUGUGCCCCAUGCCUACCUGAAAGGAGACUGUGUGGAGUGCAUGGCGUGUUCAGACAAUACUGUUCGUGCUGGCCUGACACCCAAGUUCAUCGAUGUGCCAACUCUGUGUGAAAUGCUCAACUAUACCCCCAGCAAGGACAGGCUCUUUCUUCCAACACAGAGUCAAGAAGACCCCUACCUCUCUAUCUAUAACCCCCCUGUGCCAGACUUCACUGUCAUGAAGAUGGAGGUCCCUGGCUCCAUCACUGAAUACAAGGUCUUGGCAGUGGACUCGGCCAGCAUCCUCCUGAUAGUACAGGGAAGAGUGACAGCCAGCACUCCCACAGCCCAGACACCAAUCCCCCUGCAGCGUGGUGGGGUGCUCUUCAUUGGGGCCAAUGAGAGCGUCUCACUGAAGCUCACUGUGCCCGAUGACCUGCUGAUGUUCCGAGCCUGCUGCCUGCUGUAGAGACCACAGCCUGUCUGGCUCUCCUCUGACAGUUACCCUAAAUCCUAGCCAGCCUCUCAGGCCCAGCUCAAACCCUUCCCUGUUCUGGACUUGGGUGUGCGCUGGAAGAGCUGGGGUAGAGUAGCAAGCUUGAAGGUAGUGCCUCCUGAGCAAGCCUAGGACAAACCAUCAUCUUUCUCUUGGGAGAAGGACCCCGAUGAGAACUAAGAGCAGACACUCCCCUUGUAUUCUCACCAUACCUCAGCCAGGCUCUCCUCAAAGCAGGAGGCAGCAGCUGUUCCAGCCUAUGGCAUUAAGCAGGCUGCUAAAAUCUAGUACUAUUUCAGCAUCACUCACAGCAAAAGGAUAGGCCAUUUCUAAGAACAGGGUUCUGGCCCUGGGACUGCCCAUUUCCUCAAAUGCAAAGGAGGGAAAAGAGUAGGCCUAUGGACUCAUUACUCAUUGCCACCCUCUGACUCUGUCAAAGCAAUUAAAGAUCACUGUGUUGAGGCUGA